AUGUCGGCCCAUUUCAAUAGGUAUACGCUCAAGGGCAUAAACAAGUGGGCGAGGCGCGAGUGCCCCCAAGCCUUCGAGGCCCUCACCUUAGAGAUGAGCAACCGCAAGACUGCGACUUACUGGCAUGCGCAGGCAGGUUCCCAAUCUGGAAGUCAAGGUGGCAAAUUGCUCGAUAUUGGUCGCGAGCCCAACAACCUCUUCGCCGGUAUCAACAGCGAGCAGCAAGUACAUUUCUUAUGUGAAGAAGACCUUAACAGCGGUCCCGGACUCAAACCACUACCCCUCUCAGAAGUGGGUCACAGGCUUCACCCUCAUUAUCUUGACGGCGUCUUCCGUAUCCUCCUCACAGCCGACAGAAAGCGAUGUGAAGGUCGCGUGGAGCUCUUGGGUUCCGUUUUGAUGUAUUGCUUCGUGAAAGAUGGAGUCAUCCCACGCUUCGUGAUCAGCACCAUCUCAAAGCCAGAAUUCUUCAAGGAGGCUUGCUUCGCGGUCCGGAAUUGGGAGGGACUACCCUACGACGGCGACGAUGACAACGAUGAUGACGAGACGCAUAUGAAGGAGAUCAAGAGCGAGGAAGGAGUACCUGGAAGGGAGCAAAUGGUUGAGGAGGAAACGCGAGAGCUCCAAGAGGUACGCGCGGAGAAGAGGUUUCGUGCGCAGGAGAAGAAGAGGUGUCGUGCGCAGGAGAAGAAGCUUCGUGCGGAGAAGAAGAAGAAGCUUCGCGCGGAGAAGAGGAGCUGGAACAAGGAUAAGGCGGCUUUGGAGCGGGCGCUCGCCGAUGAGCGCAAAGCCAAUAGCGAAAAGGAUGAGAAGCUUGAGAACAAGCGGAAGAAGAUGGAGGAGAUGAGCGAAGAGAUGAAGGAAUUGCACGCGGAGUUCGCCGACUACAAGACUCGUGCGGAGAAGCGCAUCCGUGAAGCGGAUGAGUACAAAGACAAGGUCAAUAAGAAGGCGACGGAACUCUUCCAGCUCAACUAG
Messenger RNA from Didymosphaeria variabile, 978 nucleotides. RefSeq lists its product as uncharacterized. The transcript has 2 exons. NCBI's taxonomy places the organism in Eukaryota, Fungi, Ascomycota, Dothideomycetes, Pleosporales, Didymosphaeriaceae. Bases 1 to 978 code for a protein of 325 amino acids. The record is from RefSeq and is a predicted model, not a curated record.